UGGAAAAAACCCUCAGCUGAAACAGGUGAGGGCAAGAGCUCCCCGACCUGCCGCCGGGGCGGGGAGUCUGCGAGAAGCCUGCUUCCGUUCUGGGAGCCCAGAUUGAGGCUCAUUGGUUCACGUAGAUGAGUGACAGGCCCCGAGCCAAUGGAAGGUUAAGCUCGCCGAGGCUCCCGUCUAGUAGGCUGCUUCCUGUCGGGCAUCGGUCCCGCGCGUGUGGGUGAGCUGCCGCCGUCCCGGAGUGAGGGGAAGGACGGGGAGCACGUGUCUCCGCAGUGGCUCCUCGCCAGCCCUUCGACUUGGAUUCUGACCCGAGUUCCGCGGCCCCGCGCGUGGCUGCGUAGGGCGGGGCCGUCCGACCCGACCUCUGCCUCGGGCCCGCGCCCACCGGAGGUUACCUCGUUCACACCGAGGGCGCAGCGGCCCAGCGCAAGCCCCGGGGCCGGCUUGACGGAACUCGAGCUGGACAGACCGCAGCGCUGACCGCGGCCGGCGAGGUGAGCGCCGCCCCGAACGCGACGUCACCUUCAUCUCCGGCGAUUGGCCGGGGGAGGCUGCGGCAGCCAACGGGCGCCUCGCUCGGGGCGCGGCUCUUCAAAGCUUUCCUCCGCGGCGGCUGUCAGCCGGGUCCUUCCGGGGCCUGGCACGCCGUUCCUGGACGGCUGCCCUGCUCCCCAGCUUUUCCUCCCUCUAGAGUGCUGGUCGGAAGGAGCUGCCCGAGAGAAUGGAGGGCACAGGGUCAGGAACGAGGUCAGAGACUCCCUUGGGUUGGGACUACACGGAAGGGAUUAGGAGCCCGGGUCCGGGUCAAGGAGGUUUGGUCGCAGGGGGGACCCAGUAGCUGACGUACAACGCUUGAAAAUGUGAAAUUCUGAUCAGGCCGAGCAUGCUGUACGGAAGAAGCGGCGUUGCUUUUGUAACCACUGAACUGUGGAUUUGUCUCCCCUUUAUGUGUGAGCUCCUCGGGGACAGGCAGCUGUCUUUCUCAUCGGCCCCGAGCAAGGAAUCAAUAAAUGCCUGUAGAACGAAUAAAUGACUAGGUGAGGUCCAGUUGAAAUUAUUGUUAUAUAGGUCCCUGGAAAACCAGUACCACUGGUCUUUUUUAAAUCCACUCUAAGUACUGGAUUUAAUAAACCAAUACUUCCCUUGUGCCUAUCGUGAUAUGUGCCAGUACUUAAACCCGUUUUUCCAUCUGUUCCACGCAGACGGGGUGGCGGCCGGCAGAGGGCGCCGCCCGAGCAUGGCCGAGGAGCGCCGAGGAUCCUGGUUCGGCUUCGGUUUCUGCGGCUUCGGGCAGGCGCUGGGCUCGGGGCGCGGGCGCCAGGUGCACGGCCCCGAGCCGCUGCGGACCCCGGGCGAGGGCGCGGACGUCUGCCGCGUGAGCGCGAGCUGGAGCUACACCGCCUUCGUGACCCGUGAGCGUCCCCCCCCCCCAGCGCCCCCCCAUCCGGUCACGACCCCGGGUGAGUGGCCUACCCGCUCCCCAGCCCCCUCUUCCGUCCCCACAGGUGGAGGCCGGCUGGAGCUGUCGGGCUCCGCGGGCUGCGCGGCGGGCGGCUGCAGGGACGCGUGGGCCUCGGAGGCGCUCCUCGUGGUGCUGCGCGCCGGGCCGGGACGCGGGUCCGGGACGGAGCUGCAGGCCUGGGCGCCGGGUUCGGCGCUGAGCGGAGAGCCCCUGUGGGCCCACACCGUGGGGCCGGAGGCCGAGGGGGAAGACGCACCGGGCGGUGAGCCCCAGGCCGGGGCCCUGCCCCUGUUGCCCGGCGCGCGGGCCUACGUGAGUCCGCGGCCGCCCUUCUACAGCCCUCUGGCCCCCGAGCUGCGGGCGCGCCGGCUGGAGCUGGGCGCCGAGCACGCGUUGCUGCUGGACGAGGCGGGCCAGGUGUUCUCCUGGGGCCAGGGCCGGCAUGGACAGCUGGGCCACGGGACUCUGGAGGCCGAGCUGGAGCCGAGGCCGCUGGAGGCGCUGCAGGGCGUACCCAUGGCUGAGGUGGCUGCAGGGGGCUGGCACUCCGUGUGUGUGAGUGAGACUGGCGAUAUUUAUAUCUGGGGCUGGAACGAAUCCGGGCAGCUGGCCCUGCCCAGCAGGAGCCUGGCAGAGGUUGGCAAGACCGCUGCAGGGGAAGCCAGUGGACCGAAGGAAGACGGUUCUGACGUGAGGACAGCCGAGGGUGAGAGUGGAGGCCUGGCCCCCUUCAUAGCCAUCCAGCCCUUCCCCGCUUUACUGGAUCUCCCCCCGGGCACAGAUGCAGUCAAGGCCAGCUGUGGAUCCCGGCACACAGCAGUGGUGACCAGAACGGGGGAGCUCUACACCUGGGGCUGGGGUAAAUACGGACAGCUUGGUCACAAGGACACGAGCAGCUUGGAUCGGCCCCGCCGAGUGGAGUAUUUUGUAGACAAGCAGCUCCAGGUAAGGGCUGUGAGCUGUGGGCCCUGGAACACCUACGUGUAUGCUGUGGAGAAAGCGGAGGGCUGACGGCUCCAGAUAAGGGCAUAAGAGAAACGUACAGUAAAUUCUACAGUUAACAUCUGUGAGACUCCCACCCCCGGCAAGGAAGUCAGCAGCCCAGAUGCCCGCACCCGCCCCUCCCGCCUCACCUUAGGGCCGCGCCUUCCACUUUGUCCUCAUGUUAGAAACACCUGGGAGCUUUGGAAGCGAAGCCCAAGGCCAGCACUGCAGACGCUGUGGGAUCAGACCCUCCACGUGGGGAGCCUAGGCUGGGGUAGAUUUUAAAGCUCCCCCACCUGGCCCAAGGUGACUGAAGUUAGGGUGGAGAUUGGGUACCACUGGGGGUCAUCUUUUGUUACUCCCUCCCCUAUUCUCUCUUAGAAUUGUGUCACCCUUGCGCGUGUCCUUAUAGUUUGUCUGCUUUUGAACUUUAUGUAAAUGGAACCAUUCUGCGUAUGUUCCUUUGUGUUUUGUUUUUUCAUUGAACGCGGUAUGAUCCAUCCAUGUGGUGUCCUGUGUGCGGUUCGUUCAUUUUUGUUAUGCGGGUUUCAUCAUGUGAAGCCAACACAGGGCUUGAACAAACCUUGAGAUCGUGACCUGAGCCAAAAUCAAGAGUCAGACACUUAACUGAGCCACCCAGGUGCCCCAAAACUUUUUACCUAUUGAACAAUGAGUCCCUCCUCUCCCCUGGAAACUACCAUUAUACCUUCUGUCUUUCUGAUUCCGACUAGUCUAAGUACCUCAUAUAAAUGGGAUCUUCUAUAUUUUUUUUGUCACUAGCUUCUAUUACUUAGUAUAAUGUCUCAAGGUUCAUCCAUGUUAUAGCAUAUUGCAGGAUCUCCUUUUUAGGCCAGAAGAGUAUUCUAUCUCACGUACAUACCACAUUUUGUUUAUCCACUCCUCAGUUGAUGGUCGCAGGGUUGCUUCUGUGUUUCAGCUGUUCUGGAUAAUGCUGCUAUGAACAUAGGUGUACAAAUAGUUCUUUGGGGCUCUGUUUCCGAUUCUUUUGGGUGAAUACUCAGAAGUGGAAUUUCUGGGUCAUAUGGUAAUUCUUUUUAAUUUUUUGAUGAGCCUACAUACUGCUUCCCACAGAGGCUAUACCAUUUCUUUAACUUUUUUUUAAGAUUUUAUAUAUUUUAAUAUUUAUUAUUUUGAAAGAGAACAAGCUGGAGAGGGGCAGAGAGAGAGAGAGAGGGAGAGAGAGAAUCCCAAGUAGGCUCCAUGCUGUCAGUGCAGAGCCAGACCCGGGGCUUGAACGCAGGAACUGUGAGAUCAUGACUUGAGCUGAAACCAAGAGUCGGAUGCUUAGCCACCCAGGUGCCCUUAAGAUUUUAUAUAUUAAAAAAAAUUUUUAAUGUUUAUUUUUGAGAGAGAGCAUGAAUGGGGGAGGGGCAAGGAUAGGGGGACAGAGGAUUGAAGCAGGCUCUGUGCUGACAGUAGCAAGCCCCAAGUGGGACUUGAACUCAUGAACCAUGAGAUCAUGACCUGAGCCGAAGUCAGACCCUCAACUGACUGAGCCGCCCAAGUGCCCCAAGAUUUUAUAUAUUUUUUAGGGUAAUCUCCACUCCCAACGUGGGGCUUGAGCUCACAAUCUUGAGAUCAAGUGUCGCGCCCUCUGCUGAGUGAGUGAGCCAGGAGCCCGUAUCAUUUUUAGUUCCUGCAGCAGUGCACGAGCUUCCAUUUUUCCACCUCCUUGCCCGACACUUGUUUUCUGUUGUCCUUGAUGAUCACCAUCCUAAUAAUGGUGUAAGGUGCGAUCUCCUUGUGAUACUGAUUUGCAUUUCCCUAAUGAUUAGCGAUGCGGAGCAUCUCAUGUGCUUAUUGGCCAUUCAUGUAUCUUUGGAAAAAGGUCUAUUCAAGUCCUUUGGACAUUUUGAAUUGCACUAUUUGAUUUUUGUUGAGUUUUAGGAGUUCCCUAUGUAUUGUGGAUAUUAAUUCCCCAUCAGAUAUGUGAUUUGGAAAUAUUUUCUCCUGAGGGUUGUUGUUUUACUCUUGUGCAUAGGGUCUGGUGAUGGAAAAAAAAAAAAAAAAAGUUUUAAUUUUCAUGAAGUCCGACUUGUUUUCCUUUUGUUGCCUGUGCCUUUGGUGUCCUAUUAAAGAAAUCAUCGCCAAAUCCAAUGUCCUGAAGCUUUUUUCCUGUGUUUUCUUCCAAGAGUUUUAUUGUUUUAGGAGCUGCAUUUAGGUCCUUUCUUCAUGUUGAGUUAAUUUACAGGCCUGGUAUUAGGUAAGGAUCCAACUUCGUUCUUUUGCAUGUGAUUGUCCAGUUUUCCCGGCACCAUUUGUUGAAAAGACUGUUCUUUUCCUAUGGGCUGGUCUUGGCACCCUUGUCAAAAAUCACUUGCAAGGGUUCACUUCUGGGCUCUCUGUUCUGUUCCAUCGAUCUCUGUAUCUGUCUUUAUGCCAGGGCCACACCGUUGUGAUGGCUGUAGCUUUGUGUAGUAGCUUUUGAAAUCAGGAAGUAUGUCCUCCACUUUUGUUUUUCUAUUUCAAGAAUGUUUUGGGGGUGGGGUGCCGGGGUGGCUCAGUCGGGUAAGCAUCUGAGGAUUCUUGAUUUCAGCUCAGGUCAUGACCUCGUGGUUUGUGGGUUUGAGUCCUGCUUUGGGCUCUGCACUGACAGCAUGGAGCCUAUUUGGGAUUCAUAUUUUCUCUCUCGCUCGCUCUCAAAAUAAAUUUUUAAAAAGGCGGGGAGAGUGCCUGGGUGGCUCAGUCAGUGAAACGUCUGACACUUGGUUUCAGCUCAGAUCGUGAUCUCAUGGGCUAUUUGCUGACAGUGCGGAGCCUGUGUGGGAUUUUGUCUCUCCUCUCUCUCUGUCCCUCCCUUGCUUGUGCCCCCCUCUCCCAAAAUAAACUUUGAAAUGUUUGGGGAGCACCUGGGUGGCUCAGUUGGUUGAGCAUCCAACUCUUGAUUUUGGCUCAGGUUAUGGUCCCAGGGUCAUGGGAUGGAGCUCUGGGUCAGGCUCUUAAAAAAGGAGGAGGAAAAAAGAAUUUUUUGACUAUUCAGGGUCCCUUCAGGAAUGCAUGUGAAUAUUAGGAUGGGUUUUUUUGUUUUUUUGUUUUUUUUUUGUCUUUUAAAGUUUAUUGGGGCCCCUGGGUGGCUCAGUCAGUUAAGCAUCUGACUUCGGCCCAGGUCAUGAUCUCAUGGUCCAUGAGUUUGAGCCCCGUGUCAGGCUCUGUGCUGACAGCUCAGAGCCUGGAGCCUGCUUCGGAUUCUGUGUCUCCCUCUCUCUCUACCCCUCCCCUGUUCAUGCUCUGUCUCUGUCUCAAAAGUAAAUAAAUGUUAAAAAAUAAAAUAAAGCUUAUGUAUUUAUUUUGAGAGACAGAGUGCAUGCGUAUGCACAAGCAGGGGAGGGACUGAGAGAAAGAGAAUCCCAAGCGGGCUCCACACUGUCAGCACAGAGCCAGAUGCAGGACUUGAACUCAUGAACUGUCAGAUCAUGAUCUGAGCUGCAAUGCAGAGUCGGUUGCUCAACUGAGCCACCCAGGCACCUUGGGUUUUCCUAUUUCUGCAAAAAUGUCACUGGGAUUUUGAUAGGGAUUGUAUUGAAUCUGUAGAUCACUUUUGGUAGUGUUGACAUGUUUGCGAUAUUAAAUCUUUCCAUGAA
Neofelis nebulosa (Clouded leopard) is the source of this 6051-nucleotide messenger RNA. RefSeq names its product RCC1 domain containing 1 (gene RCCD1). The record is from RefSeq and is a predicted model, not a curated record. The coding region runs from base 1163 to 2476 and encodes 437 amino acids. The transcript has 7 exons. NCBI's taxonomy places the organism in Eukaryota, Metazoa, Chordata, Mammalia, Carnivora, Felidae.